CUAGAGAUAUGACAUUACCUCUGUUGUGAUGGUUGCAGUUGCGAGCGUGGCCGUGAAGUUAUGACAUGAAAACCUGAAAACUGCGUGAAAACCGGAGACCAUGGCCGCCGUAUUGAAGAAACGAGCAUUAGCCGAGUUUAGUCAAGUUCUGCAAGAGGAGCCGCCUAAACCACUGAAAAAGUUAUGCAUAUCCAAGAAGCCGGCACCCCAAAGGACUGUCGAUGUCGCCGAAGUUCUGCAGUCAGGCAGCUCGUCGGAUGUGAUCAUGAUGCUGAUUCAGUUAUCGGAGUGCCUGCCGACACAGUCAGAAGAGGUGCAGAAUGUGUACAAGUCUUUGCUGGAGCACUUCUCCAACGAGAAAGAGACAACAGCUCGUGCCAAGCUCUCCUCGGUGCUGGGCCAGCUGGUGUGUCGGCAGGGUGCCCCCGAACCUGCAGCAGCACUUGAGGACCUUGCCGCACUGCUUCGCACAGAGACCUCACAUGCCGUAUUAGCUGCCCUGGUUGAUUCACUGCACUGUGUUGGGCUGCAGGCGUCCAGCGACAAGCGUGUCCAGCACAAGGCCAGCCAGCUGGCCAGGCAGGCACUGUUAGAUGGAAACCACAGAGUGCAGUGCAAGUGCUUGCGCCUGCUGAGUGACCUGCUCCCCACGGAUGGCCGACCUGAGGCCCUGUCGUCGUUGCUCAGCGAUUACAGCCGCCAUCAGGAUCCUCGCGUUCGCACAGCAGCCUUCCAGGCCAUGUACCGUCUUCAUGAUCGGGGCCUGAAGCUGGAUGUGAGCCUGUAUGAACAUGUGACGACUGCAUUGACUGAUGACUACGAAAGUGUGCGGAUAGCUGCCCUGAAGCUGGUGCAAGUGAUAAGCCAUGCAUAUGGAAACAACCUUGUGCAGGUACGAAACAGCCAGGAGCAAAUCCGACUAGCAGACGAUGCUUUUGCCAAGAUCUGCCAGAUGGUCGGUGAUCUCUCCAUGUGUGUGCGCAUUGAAGCAGCCUUGCUGAUGGGUACCAUGGGCCACGUGAGCCUGCAGUUUUUGGAGCAGACUCUUGACAAGAAGCUCAUGUCGAAUCUCAGGCGUAAGCGGUCUGCACAUGAGCGACAACGGGAGAGCUAUGAGAGCGGCGAAUGGUCCUCAGGCCAACGGUGGGCAGACGAUGCACCUCGCGAGGAAGUGGAUGCCCAGACUGUAAGCCUCAUGGGCUCAGGUGCCUGUGGGGCGUUCGUGCAUGGCCUGGAAGAUGAGUUCCUCGAGGUACGGCUGGCAUCCCUGGACUCCCUGUGUCGGCUGGCCCUCCAAUUCCCAUCAUUUGCGGCCCAGUCUCUGGACUUUAUCGUGGACAUGUUCAAUGACGAGAUUGAAGAGGUGCGGCUCAAGGCUAUUCAGUGCUUGGGCCGCAUCAGCAACCAGAUUGUGCUGCGUGAGGACCAGCUGGAGACCGUCCUUGCUGUGCUUGAGGACUCGUCGAUGGACAUCCGGGAAGCCCUCCAUGAAGUUCUGGGUGGCUGCUGCCUGUCGACAAAGGCAGGCCUCAAGGCAUGUGUGGAUGCCCUUCUGGACAAUCUCAAGCGCUACCCGCAGGACAAGCGCUCUCUCUGGAGGUGCCUGCGGUUGCUGGGGCUACGACACCCAUAUCUGGCACUGCCAUUGGUUCCUGAACUCCUGGGCAUUCAUGCAUACUUUGACCUGCCAGAGCCUGAUGUGGAAGAUCCAGCUUACAUGAGCACACUGAUAUUGGUGUUCAAUGCAGCAGCGGGGUGCCCAACCAUGGUGCCACUGUUUGAGGAGCACACGUUGCGUCACUACUCGUAUCUCAAAGAUUCCUUCCCCAGCUUGGUGCCCCAACUUAGGCUUCCAAAUCAGCAGAGUAGCCCUUCAGAAGGAUUGGCAUCUUGCUCCCUGGCGCAGUCACACAGCUUCCUGCACCAGGCACUUGAACGGGCAUGUGCAGCUGAACUCCGGCACCCUGCGGCCAGGCAGGGGUGGCUUGAGACGUCCAUUCGGGACCUCCAGAGGCUUGCAGAGAUUGAGCCCCAGCUGACGGCUGCCGCCAGCUGCGCCAGCUUGUACCUGCGAUGCCAGCUGCUCUUUGCCAAGAUCCUGUCUAACAAGAGCUGGCUCAACCUGUCUGCUGCCUCACCGUUGCAGAGCUGUGCCCUGAAAUCCCUGCUGGAACAGCUUCUGCAGCAGACGUUUGUGCUGCAACACCAAUUCCUUGGCCUUGAGCGAGCAGAAGAAGGCUCGCUGCGGCAGCUGCGCCUGCGUGCACUUGCCCUGCAGCUGGUUGUUGUCAUCCGGGGCAGCAACGCCUCAGCAUUGGGGCUCUGUGAGGCCUUCAUCGAGCAGCUUGAAAACCUCCAGGGGUUCCUGGAGGAGCACAACCUCCAGCCAGAUGCAUUCACGGCUGCCAUGCUCCGUGAGGUGGAUGCACUCGAGGAGCCCAAGCCAGGUGCUGUGGCGCGUGUGCUGCAGCCCCUGCUUCAGGCGCAUGCCUGCCCCACACUACGCUUCUGCACUGCUCAAACCGGGGCCCUACCAAAUGCAGGACUGGAGCGCAUUAAGCAAACACGUGCUGUCCUGUAUGAGCCGGCCGGAGAAACGGACCUGCCACAGAAGUUCACAGCAGGUCUUGUGCUGGCUAUCACCUUGGAUGCUGAGAUAGAGAGUGUCCAAGAUAUUAGGAAUGUUCGUGUAAAGGUGAGGUACCCAGACAAACAGGUACAGCUUAUCCUACCUCGGCUUGCAGACUUCAGGCAGCUGGAAGACCUCAAGUACCGGCUCUAUACAACUGUGUUGCUCUCGCAUGGUGUCUGGUCAGAGGCGCUGCAUGUCGAGAUGGGUCUGGUGCUCGACUUUGCAGACACCGAGGUCCACAGCAAGGGGGCCCAACGAUCAGGUCUCGGGCUUCGCUCUGAGGACCACACCAUUGAGCUGUGCAAGCCUGUGCGCGUCUAUAUUGCACCCAAGCCUAUCAAGAGGGGACUGUGAUUCACUGUACAGAUUGUAGAUUAAAUAUCUUAUCACGUAAA
Molecule: messenger RNA, 3027 nt
Organism: Dermacentor andersoni
Lineage: Eukaryota; Metazoa; Arthropoda; Arachnida; Ixodida; Ixodidae
Gene: IntS4
Product: integrator complex subunit 4
Biological process (GO): snRNA processing
Cellular component (GO): integrator complex
Molecular function (GO): protein binding
Source: RefSeq, a predicted model, not a curated record